Molecule: messenger RNA, 5244 nt
Organism: Akanthomyces muscarius
Lineage: Eukaryota; Fungi; Ascomycota; Sordariomycetes; Hypocreales; Cordycipitaceae
Exons: 1
Coding region: 1-5244 (1747 amino acids)
Biological process (GO): telomere maintenance
Cellular component (GO): nucleus
Source: RefSeq, a predicted model, not a curated record
AUGGCAUCUUCAGUAGCCUCGGCCGCGGCAACUAUCUUCAAGUCGCUAUCAGCUCGACCUCCAACGCCCCCUCGAGAGACGAACCACACUCGCGACACAGCCACCGGGCCAGCGCCUCCGACCAGAGCUGCCCCCUUCGAUCCUCGUCUGAACCUCCAGACGCCACCGAAUGCCAGCUCCGCGGCGUCGGCUGCAACAGAACCCAAUUCUGGCUCGGGGCGGACUAGGAAGAAGGUCGAGUGGUCUGCUCACACACAAUACAAAGAGCCUGCCGAAUUCAAAGACGGUUCCGCGCUACCAAAGCCGUCACCAGCCGCCUCCGCAACCCCUUCGUCGGCGUCGAGGCCCAUCAAGGGAAUUCUCAAGCCAUCUGCUUCCCCCGGCCCUCUUACUACUUCUCUUGACCGAGAUGCCAAUGGAGACGCGUUGCAAGGGAACAUAAUCGACAUGCUGGACUCUACAAUCAAGCAGCUCGCUGGCUCUGACCGCGACUCGAAGCUCGAUGCCUACAUGAUGCUGGCACGUGCCCUGAAGGCAUCCAACAACCUGCCCGACCGUGUUGCUCUCCAGGAUAAAAUGAGCCUGUUUAUGCAGUUCAUUCAGCGCGACAUCACCGCCAAAAACGCUAACGCGACCCCCGACACUUCACUCAUCAACCACGCCCUCGGCCUCGUCGCUACUUUCCUCCACUUCCCAGCCAUAGCCUCGACAUUAACUUCCGAUUUCGGCAUCUUCAUCAUCGAUCACGCUAUCCGUUCACUCGAAGAUGCCUCUACCGCCAAGAAAGAUGUUGUCCGCCAUCUGAUGCAAGUGGUGGCCUUUCAAAAUUUCCCACCAAAGGUCAUGACCUCUGAUCGUGUUGGACGCCUGGUCGCCUCUUUGCACAAGAUCGAAAACCAUCUCACGGGCAAGAGCAUCAUAAUGAGCAGAAUCCACAUUUAUAAGCGUCUCAUCAAACAAGCGCCAAAGCACAUGGUUGUGUUCUCGGACUGGCUGCAGGACAUGUUCACAGACAUGCUGAGCAGUAUCAAAGAAAUCAGAUCACAGGCUAUCAGCCUUGGCACCGAAGCUGGCUUCGCUUUGCGAUCCGAGAAACAAUUGAUGCGAAGGGCGACCGAAAUCCUACAAGCGACUAGCGAAGGCGAGGCAUACAUAGCCUUUUACAUCUCAAGACUUCAAGACAUGAUCAAAGACAGACAGACAUCAUCUGCUGUCCCGCAAAUCUGGAGUGUUGUCAUCCUAUUUUUAAGAUGUCCUCUCGAGAGAUGGCAGUACUACGGACCAUGGUUGACCCUUGUUCAGUCGGCUUUCAACAUGACGGACAGCUCGACGAAGCAGGAGGCAAACUAUGCGUGGAACAGAUACAUCUACCUGUCUCUUACUGACAAUAAAGUUUCCCCCAAAGUGCUAGGAACUCUUUGCCAGCCACUUUCGAGCCAGCUUCGACGAAAAUCGUCGCCAAAGCAAUUCGAAGAAGCCAUGAAGCUAAAACGCAUUGUUAUCGGUGGCAUUUGCAAUCUGUACUACUACGCCUUUGCCCCGGGAAACGAGAAAUAUCCUGCCGAUGCGGUAUGGGAUGUUGCUGUGCACCCGAUUAUGAGCUUGCUCACGAGCCUAGACGGCAAGCCCGAUAUUCCUGGAGAUUGCGUCAUGCAAGCAUCACACCUACUUGUUGGCCUACUGGAUGUUGCGACGCCCCGAGUUUGGAGGCAUGAUCGAAUUAUGGACCUCCCUCCCCCAAAAGCUGAUGAGCUGCCACCUAUCGACUCAAAAUGGGUCCGAAAGAACUGCGAGAAGGUGCUGCAGCAUGUGAGUGCAAUCCUGGAAAAGAAGUUUCUCGACUUGGCAAACAAAGAGAGCUUGGCAUAUCGACUUUGGCAGGUACUGGUUGGCUCCAUUGCCUCAGCUUCUGCCAAGGAUAUCAAGGUGUCAGAGGACACUGCCAAGUUCAUUGCAUGUACAUUCAGCUUCAUUGCGAAGGUUUGGUCAGCUGGCGUACCGGGAGGAGAUGAGACGGUCGUCGCGAAAUUCUUCGCGGGCAUGGAAAACCUGCUCGCUGUCCUUGUGGAAGGUCUGAGAGUUUUGCCUUUCAUGGAAAAGAAGUUGUCAAUGACCUCGAAUUCAUUUGAACCCAUAUUGACACCAUCUCAUCGCAACGACCAGCCAGAAAGCACGCAAGGGGUGUCACGGAUACCCGUUUUGCACCUUUUCCACAUGUUCUCCUCGCUGCCUCCUGGGGUCAAGGAUGAUGAACCGUUCAACACCUUUUUUUCUGCGGUAUUUGAGCCGUUUUUCAAAGACCGACCCCGCAAGGCUCGUCUCGAUCUCGCUCGAGAAUUACUGCACCAGCUUCCCCGAAACUCAACUACCCCAUUUGCACCAUGGAUACUUGCUUCGCAGAACCUAAGAGUGCUUUUCAGUGGCUCCUCGGAUGCGCCUACCUCCAGCAUUUCCAGCAGUGAGCAACUCCUUGGUCCAGUGUACCGCGAAUUUGUUUCUCUCUUGGACAGAGGGCUAAUGUCGCACCCGAACCUACCGCCAUUACAAUGGACAUCGCUAUUCAACCAAGUUUGCGAGCACGCGAGGUCUCAGGCUGGGGACGCUGGCCUUGCUCUAGCUGUUGUCGAACCACUGGCAAAGGCUCUCGCGGACUCUGUUCUCCCCAACGUCAACACGCUUCAGCCGCAGCAAUUGACAAUGGCUAUUCAGCCGUCGUCAGCUCUCUUCGAAGUCGCUCAUAUGCCACGAGAUGCCCAUGCUGUGGAAGCCGCUCGACGCCGAUUAUGGGGGACCGCUUUGACGACAGCCAAGAGCAACUCGGCCGAUCCAUAUGACCAUCUCUACAAGCUGGGGAACAACUGUCUUCGCUUCCUUUAUUCGGCAACUUCAGAGAAUCUGCGAAACGAGGAUACCCUUUUAUUCCUUCAAUCUGUCACUGGAUUUUUAGAUCGCUCAGGUGCUACCCAUGGGCUCAGACUUCUAAACAAGCUACAGCAAGGCAUUUGCGCCUGGAUUCUGGACGAAGAUUCACGCCUUGGAAAAGACGACGAAAAAGCCGUCUUGAAAGCCGUACAAAACCUCUGGAGUCAAGCUUGUGCUAUCUUUACGGGCAACGGUUCCCUGAGUAAGGCCCAAUUCGAUGAUGCCGAAGCACUCUUCACGACAGCUUUUAAGAGCAAACAAGCAUACAUUGUCCAGAAGGCCGCUGAUGCGUGGAAUACUCUCGUCAAAGACGAGGAGAGCGUGGACUGCUCCGAGAGUCUUAAGUCUGUUGUGUCCUCGCUGCGCCUUAAACUAGACAUUGCGCUCCCAGGCUCUGAGGCCGGCGAUUUUGGCGCUCAAUCUGGCCGCGGUAGAGAAGACAUUAGUUUUGUUGCUCUUUCCUCGAUGUCAUCCCACCAGGACGGACAACAAGAACCAGGGAGCACAGCCAGCUCUUCCACUCCCAGUCUGCGAAGAACUUCCUCAAGAAAGCGUCGAAGCGAAGCUACAGCCGAAACGAACAGUGCCAAGCGGUCAAGACCCUCGGCGACGCCAAAACGUCUGCGACAUGAUAACUCUCAAAUCAAGUUUGCCCCGAUCGCAUCUUCGUCCCCUGUGGUGGAAGAAUCGCAGCAUCUUACUGAGCGACAGAGAGAAGUUCGCGAACGCCAGCGCGAGGAAAAUAACAUUUAUUCUGACCUGCAUAACCCAUCUGCUGGCACGCCGGGCGAUGAGAAGGAGACCCCGAAAGCCAAAAGCAGGUCAAGACCUCAGCAGAAUGGAACACCACAAAGGGAAGAGCAGUACAGCAGACAUAUCACGUCUACACCGACGCCAAGACGUGGCCAGUUUCUACAGCUUGAUGACCUCAACGAUCCGCCGUCAUCCCCGCCACUGCCCCGGCCGUACCCUUUGCUCUCGGAGCUCAAGUCUCGAUCAAGGGCGGAUAACUCCAUGGAGAAUUGGGAGUUCUCAUCGCCACCUGGAUCCCCAGCUGUCAAUAAAUCUGCCAGCGCCGAGGCUGAACAAGCUCAACACACUGCUUUGGCCGAACUUCAGCAACCAACUGCUGGCAUGGUGACUAGAAGUCGCCGCCGCGGAAGCGCCAGCCAAGAUCAACCAAUCAAGGUCAUCCCAUCGAGCGUCGACCUGGAGGACAAGGCUGAAGACGAUGCGAAACCUGAACCCAAGCAACCCAAGCAGUACAAGAAGCCUACGGCCCGCUCUCGGAGAGGGAGGCCCCGCACUUCGGUACCUACGCCUGCGCAGGAGCAGCUCGAGGAGGCCAGCAUUGAGACGUCGAAGCCUAAGCAGGGUCACAAAGAAGCGGAAGCAGAAGCCGUGGAAGAAGCUGACCUGAAUGAGGGCAGCAAGCGAUCUCGUAGACGCAAGUCGUUGCGCGGUAAGGCCGCCGCGACGGAGCAGUCGGAGAAAAGCGCACUGGAGAUUGCUAUUCCUAGCUCAGCACCUGAAGACGCUCAUGAAGACGUGCCUGAAGUCGCUCCCGAGGACGUACCUGAAGAGAUGCACAUCGUUCCUUCUUCGCCUGUUGUACCGUCUACGCCCGUUGACAAGUCAGAAAUUGAUGCGGCCGGCGAAUCGAAGAAGAAGCGGAAGCGGAAGAGACUUGGACUGCCUAGCGCGGGCAGCACUCCCAGAAAGCGACGAUUUCCAACGCGAGAACUUGAGCCUGAGGCCGAGCUUGAGACCGAGCCGGCCGCUCAAGCCAAUGAUCUACCGGCUGCUGAAGAAGAGUCGGAAGCGUCACAAUCUCUGCCAGAGCUCAUGCAUGGUGAAGAAAUCCAGACAGCGGCGAAGGAAACCAGGCAGAGCGCGAGACAGCAACAUCAGCCUGCUGAAUUGUCACCUCUGAAGCGACGCACUCGCAGCCGAGGCAGAGCCAAGAACAAGCGCAGCAGCACUGUGCCUGAAUGCCCCCGGGAAGGCGGGGACACAGAUGAAGAAAUCAUGUCGCAACUUUUUACGGAGGCCACGGCUGCUACUGCCUGCCAGCCAAAAGUAGAGGAUGUCGAGAUGACAGUCACAGUGGCGGAGACUUCUGCGGUGGAAACUUCUGAAGUGGCAAACGAGCCUAUUCCAGAGCAGACGAAGGCUUCCGUCAUGGCCACUCUUCGACAAGGUCUUGACCAGCUCCGCAACACCACGUUGUCUCGCGACGAGGUAUACAAGAUGGAAGAGAUGCUCAUGGACAUGAAGCGCGAAAUCUACGAGGCGGAAUUCCGUGGAAGGAAGAGCGAGUAA